UUUAGUGUUUAUUGUACUAUUGAAGUUUUGCAUUUGUGUCUCAUAUUAUUUCCAUCUAGAGACAGUUUUAUGUACCAAAAACAAACAAAAUAGCCUUUAAUCAUGGUCACAUGCUCUGACAGAGCUACACAAGAAAAUGAAAUUCUUAAUGCUAUGUAAUUUAUUCAUAAUUCUAAGUGUUUCAUUAGAAAUGUAUAUAUAAAUUGUAUCACUUGACUGAUUUUCUGAAAUGGAGAAUAAAAAUGGAAUGAAAUUGGGUUAUAGUAACACAGACAUCAAAGAGGAAGGCUAGUGUUGGGUUAAAUGCUACUCUGACAGCAGGAAUCUUGUUGGAACUUGUGUUCAGCCUUACAACACCUCCCAGAAUAGCCAGUAAGUUGCUCAUGUUAUGCUAUUCAUGGCCCUCGCAUUGAUGUCAAAGUCAUAUGCUUCAUUCAAAUAAUAUUUUUGAAUGCCAACUAAAUAUGAGACUUUGUUUUGACACUCAGCAGGUCAGAGAAACACCACAUUGUAAAAAAAAAAAAAAAAGAAAAGUGUCACUUGAACAGAAAGUCAUUAUGUUUAGGGAAAUAAACAGGCACAGAAAGAGAAGUAUCACAUGUUCUUACUCAUAAGUGGGAGAUAAAAAAGUUAAUCUUAUGAAUGUAGAGAAAAGAGUGAUAGAUAUCAGAGGCUGGGAUGGGUGUGUGGGUGCAGGAGAGAUAAAAGUUGGAUGAAAGGUAUAAGUUCUAUUGUAGAGUAACUAUAGUUGACAACAAUAUACUCUAUAUUUCAAAGUAGCUGGAAGAGAGAGCUUGAUUUAUUCCCAACAUAAAGAAAUGAUAAAUAUUUAAAGUGAUGGAUAUUUCAAAUACUCUACCUUGAACAUUAUACAUUCUAUGCAUGCAAUUAAAUAUCACAUAUAUCUAAUAAGUAUGUAAAAUAUGUAUCAAUAAAAAAUUUAAAUAAAAUAAACAUUUUAAAAUGUGUCAUUCAGUUACUCAUAAAUCUCAAAAAAAUCUUAGUAGCAUGAUUAUAGUCAUAUAAAACUGACACCUUUCUGGAGUUCCAAGUUUCAAGAUAUAGGUACAUCUGGAUGAGGCUUAAUCAGGUAUGAGGUAAGCUUUGGGCAUUUCUAACUCUAUGGGCUGAGCUGAGGGACUCUCUGGUCAACUCUCCCUAAAGAGCUACUCCUUUUCUGUAUUUUUCACAAUUGUGCCUUACAUUUAGAGAAUUUCAUGUUAAUCUAAGUUGCACAAAUUUUUUUUAAAUUUCAGAAAAUUUGAAGAGUUGAAAAAUGUUUUAAACAAGAAACACCAUAAUCAAUAUCUUAGAAGAUUUAGUUGAUUUCUCAGGAAAAGCUAACUAGAAAGCGCUUAAAAACAAAGCACAAGAAAAAACGUGGGCACAGAAUAGGCAAAGACAAGGGCAAAUAUUGACUAUGGAGAUCUAAAUGGAAAGAAUGAAUGUUGAUUUGAGUAAAUAGGUUUUAGCCAGAACAUUUUACCUACUUCAAACUUUUACCCGGAUAUAGUAGUGAAUUGCAGAGGAAAGGAAGUUGGGUGAAGUUUGAAGUGAGAUCAGCAAAAGAUACAACAGGGAUGAAUUAAUGACAAAAGGUAGAGAAAGAGAAACAAUUCUGUAUGAAGGCAGAUUAUAAUCUUCAUUUUUUGGUAACAGUAAGGUUAGAACAUAUAAUGGAGAAGACACUUGAGAUAUAAAUAGAAAACUCUGGAAAGACUUCAGAUGAGAUGGGCUUUUAAUCCCUGUAAGGGUCUCUCCACUUGUGACUACAAUUGUGCUAUGUUCUUAAAACAAAACAAAUAUUUUGCAUGCUGGUGUGCAAAGCCCAGAAUAAAUAUAACAAUUGUGCAUGAUCAAAGUUUUAAAAGUCUACAAAUUAGGUGACAUUUGUUUCUUUCAGGUACAUACACAGGUGAAUCAAAUCUUUCUUGCUUCUCACUCUACAAAAUAUGUGUGCUUUAUGAAGAAAUUGAUGAAUGUAAGAGUCUUGACCUUGGCUAUUUCUUGAAAUUUUGUAGAAUCAAUUAUAACAAUGUCCAAAAAUGCUUGUGAUGAGAAUAUAUUUGAAUAGAAAUUCAAGAAUUUUUAAUGUGAGUGAUGUUAAGUGACUGGUAAUAAAUAAUUCUAUUUAAGGUUUGGUAUGUUUUAGACUUUGAAGAAGCAGCAAUCCCUUCUAAUAAAAUUAAAGCAGCAAGCUCAGGGACAACCUAACUAGGUAGGCAAACAAGCUCAGGCAUUCUUACUGAGUGUUGUCAGGGGACAAUAGAUUAACGAGCUGCCUCAGGCAAGUAUAAUUCAUGGAAUGACACAAAAAGAGGGGCACAUGUUUAUCACAUGCUCUGACCAGGGUAUAUAAACCUCCUACACAUGCUGGCAUUCACACUCAGGAUCUUGCCUGAACAACAAACCAACUCACCACUCCUGACACCAUGAGUCACUACGGCAGCUACUACAGAGGCCUGGGCUACGGCUGUGGAGGCUUCGGUGGCCUGGGCUACGGCUAUGGCUGUGGUUGUGGCAGCUUCCGCAGACGAGGUUCUGGCUGUGGCUAUGGAGGCUACGGAUAUGGCUCUGGCUUUGGAGGCUACGGAUAUGGCUCUGGCUUUGGAGGCUACGGAUAUGGUUCUGGCUUUGGAGGCUACAGAUAUGGCUGCUGCCACCCAUCGUGCUAUGGAGGAUACGGAUUCUCUGGCUUUUAUUAAAUGAAUUGCUGAAAUUGGAAGCAGAGGAGAAACCUCCAAAUGUGUUUGGUCCUGUCCUGUGCUUUCAUUCCAAAAAUCCAUUCUAUUGCCUUCAGCAUCAAUGGAUAGAUAUUUAGCGAUGUUAAAUCUUUAAAAUAGAUUUAAGCUGCUUCUGUGAAUAUUUGUUGUCUUUUUACUUUCGGAAUCCAUCACCUGAAAUCAUAUUAAUGUAUAACUACUCUAGUUUGUUCUUCUAAAUCUGCUUUAUUUUUCUGACCACCAUUACCAUGAUGUUGUCUUUCUAUCAAGAUCCUAGCAAAAACUUGUAUUUUGCUUUUAUCUAAUAAAUGAAGUAAAGUAUAAA
Messenger RNA from Pongo pygmaeus (Bornean orangutan), 3048 nucleotides. RefSeq names its product keratin associated protein 19-1 (gene KRTAP19-1). The record is from RefSeq and is a predicted model, not a curated record. NCBI's taxonomy places the organism in Eukaryota, Metazoa, Chordata, Mammalia, Primates, Hominidae. The transcript has a single exon. Bases 2433 to 2705 code for a protein of 90 amino acids.